Chenopodium quinoa (quinoa) is the source of this 816-nucleotide messenger RNA. RefSeq lists its product as uncharacterized. The record is from RefSeq and is a predicted model, not a curated record. Bases 1 to 816 code for a protein of 271 amino acids. The transcript has a single exon. Lineage: Eukaryota; Viridiplantae; Streptophyta; Magnoliopsida; Caryophyllales; Amaranthaceae.
AUGGCCUCUCCUACUCCAAAUUCAAACACAAACACAAAUCUUUUUAAUCCCCAAGUUAAUUGGGUACCUUCAUUUAAGGGGGAGAAAUUUGAUCAAUGGAGUAUGCAAAUGAAAUCCAUCUUUAUAACCCAAGAUAUAUGGGAAAUUAUUGAAGAUGGAUAUGAGAAACCCAAAGAUGCUGAUGAAGAGGCUUCUUGGGAUGAUACUAAAAAAUCCCAAUACAAACAAAACAAAAGAAGGGAUCAUUAUGCCCUUUCCAUAAUUUAUCGUAGCGUAGAUGAAACAAUACUACCUACGAUCAUGGCCGCUACAACGGCAAAAGAAGCAUGGAAUAUCUUGGAGACAAAAUAUAGAGGCUCGGAAAAGGUAAUACUCUUUAAACUUCAAUCUUUAUGGGGUCAAUUUGAUAGUUUACAAAUGUUAGAAAAUGAAACAAUUCAAUCAUAUGUUGACCGAGUCUCAAACAUUGUUAAUCAAAUUCGAUCUCAUGGAGACACAAUUGAUGAUGUGAAAAUAAUUCGAAAAAUAUUAAGAACUCUUAUUAAAAAAUUUGAUCACAUAGUGGCUGCUAUAGAAGAAUCUAAUAAAGAUUUAAAAUCACUCACCAUAACUGAGCUAAUGGGCUCUCUAUUAGCUCAUGAAGAAAGAAUACGUAGAUUUGAUGAGCAGCCAUUAGAACAAGCUUUUCAAGCUAAAUUAAAGUUUUCUAAUAAUGGAGGAAAUAAAAAUGGUCACGGAAAAGAUUUUCAACCAAAAAGAGGAUUUUUUAACAACCGUGGUAGAGGGAGAGGAAAAUAUAAAAAUCAAGGGAGCUGA